GAUUUGGGGAAGGAUCUUUCUGUGUUGUUGGGUGUUGUCAUUAUAGACAUGCCUGAACCAGCUAAGUCUGCUCCUGCCCCUAAAAAGGGCUCUAAAAAAGCUGUAGCCAAGGCCCAGAAGAAGGACGGCAAGAAGCGCAAGCGCAGCCGCAAGGAGAGCUACUCCGUGUACGUGUACAAGGUGCUGAAGCAAGUCCAUCCGGACACCAGCAUCUCGUCCAAGGCCAUGGGCAUCAUGAACUCCUUCGUCAACGACAUUUUCGAGCGCAUCGCUGGCGAGGCAUCACGCCUGGCGCAUUACAACAAGCGCUCGACUAUCACAUUCAGGGAAAUACAGACCGCCGUGCGCUUGCUGCUACCUGGGGAGCUGGCCAAGCACGCCGUGUCUGAGGGCACUAAGGCUGUCACCAAGUAUACCAGCUCCAGGUAAAUAUAAUAUACCUAGCCGCUGUUAACGGAGAAGGCAA
Molecule: messenger RNA, 466 nt
Organism: Bubalus bubalis (water buffalo)
Lineage: Eukaryota; Metazoa; Chordata; Mammalia; Artiodactyla; Bovidae
Product: histone H2B type 1-C/E/F/G/I-like
Exons: 1
Coding region: 49-429 (126 amino acids)
Cellular component (GO): nucleosome
Molecular function (GO): protein heterodimerization activity; DNA binding; structural constituent of chromatin
Source: RefSeq, a predicted model, not a curated record